AUGGCUUCACCCAAAGAUGAGAAGACUGUCGAUGCAACAACGGCCGAUAUGGAGAUGGGUCCGGUGCAGGGUGACCAGGAGGAGACUAGACGCGACCUGCAGAGCAGGCAUAUCAACAUGAUAGCGCUUGCUGGGAUGAUUGGGACAGGUCUAUUUCUUACAUCGGGACAGGUCAUUGCGAUUGCCGGACCAGCAGGCGCAUUCCUUGCAUAUACCCUCAUGGGCUUUGUGACGGCCGGUGUGUCCUACACUACCGGUGAAAUCACCUCCUUCAGCCCGUGGACAGGCGCAUUCGUCCGCCACGCGACCAAAUUCGUCGAACCGGCCCUCGGCGCAGCGACGGGAUGGAACUUUUGGUACACAAUGUGCAUUGCCGGCCCAGCUGAUGUUGUCGCCGCGUCCAAUCUGGUGCAGUACUGGCGCACCGACAUCAACGUCGCCGUCUGGGUCUCUGUCUUUGGUUUCUUCAUCGCGGCGGUAAACCUGUGCAAUGUGCGCCUGUACGGAGAAUCCGAAGUCUUCUUUUCCUCGCUGAAGAUCAUGCUCAUCAUCGGCCUGAUCAUUGGAGGGAUCGUCAUCAAUUGUGGAGGUGGCCCAGAUGGAGAGUACCUCGGGUUCACAUAUUGGGAUAGCCCGGGGGCAUUCAAUGAGUACAUCGCGUCUGGAGCUACAGGACGGUUCCUUGCGUUCUGGAAGGUCCUCCUCACAUCGGCCUACAGCUUCGGAAACAUCCAGAUCGUGGCCAUUGCAGGGUCGGAAACGCGCAACCCGCGUGUGGUGAUUCCCAGUGCCACGAGGAAGACCUUUCUCCGGGUCUUUGUCUUUUACGUCCUGAGCAUCUUCAUCGUCGGGCUCAUCGUCCCCUCCAACGACCCCUCCCUAACAAUCUCAACCGGAACAGCCCAACAAUCCCCCUUCGUCAUCGCCUUCACACGCGCCGGAAUCUCCGUCCUCCCACACAUAAUCAACGCGGUAGUCUGCACAUCAGCCAUAAGCGCCGGAUCGGGCUGCAUCUUCAUCGCGUCGCGAACCCUCUACGGCCUCAGCCGCGAUGGGCACGCCCCGCGCUUCUUCCAGAAAUGCAACCGCUUCGGAACACCAUUUUACGCCGUCGGAUUAUCGUGCGCGUUCCUCCCGCUGAGCUACAUGACCCUGGGGAGCGCGGCGUCGGUGGUCUUUGGGUGGUUUGUGAAUAUCACCACCGUGGCCGGGUUGAUUGGGUGGGUGGUUAUUCAGGGGACGUAUCUGAGGUUCUACUAUGGGUUGAAGAGGCAGGGGUUUGAUCGGAGGGAUCUGCCGUAUCGGAACUUUCUCCAGCCGUAUGCAGCCUGGGCGACCCUGUUUAUGGUUGUCAUGAUUCUCAUCUUCUCUGGCUACGACGUCUUUACAAAGGGAAACUUUACAGCAUCCGGCUUUCUGACAUCGUAUCUGAACAUUGGGAUCUUUGCGGUUCUAUACAUUUUCUUCAAGUUCUACCUCAAGUCAAAGGUCGUCCCGCUCAAGGAGAUUGAUUUCCAAUCCGAGUUUGAUGCGAUUGAGCAGGAGAAGGCGUCGGGGGAGUAUGUGCCGGAGCCGGAGCUGGUUUGGUGGAAGAGAUGGAUGCACUUGUUUUAG
Messenger RNA from Aspergillus calidoustus, 1614 nucleotides. The record is from the annotation of a GenBank genome assembly. Lineage: Eukaryota; Fungi; Ascomycota; Eurotiomycetes; Eurotiales; Aspergillaceae.